This is a messenger RNA of Leucoraja erinaceus (little skate), 6115 nucleotides long. RefSeq names its product GRB10 interacting GYF protein 2 (gene gigyf2). Gene Ontology annotation, cellular component: proximal dendrite; perikaryon; vesicle. The transcript has 31 exons. Gene Ontology annotation, biological process: insulin-like growth factor receptor signaling pathway. Lineage: Eukaryota; Metazoa; Chordata; Chondrichthyes; Rajiformes; Rajidae. The record is from RefSeq and is a predicted model, not a curated record. Gene Ontology annotation, molecular function: protein binding. Bases 156 to 4271 code for a protein of 1371 amino acids.
UGUACAUCCGGGGACGUGGAGUCGAGCACGCGGGUCACGUGACCACUAUUAUUCCGCCAUCUUGUCGCCGAGGAGAGUAGAAACACAGCGAGCGCGGGCGGCUGCGAUUAUCCUUCCUGUUGGCGAUUAGCGCAGUGAAUUGAGUGACAGCGGAAAUGGCAGCAGAAACACAGACACUUAACUUUGGGCCUGAAUGGCUCCGUGCAUUGUCAAGUGGAGGAAGUAUUACCUCUCCACCCCUCUCACCAGCAUUUCCAAAGUAUAAGUUAGCGGAUUACCGUUAUGGAAGGGAAGAAAUGCUAGCACUUUAUAUAAAGGAUCUUAAGGUUCCUGUCGACCUAAAUGAUAAAGAGUUUCUUCCUAUUUUGCAAGAGGAGCCCCUGCCACCUUUAGCACUUGUACCUUUUACAGAAGAAGAACAGAGAAAUUUCUCCAUGUCUGUAAAUAGUGCAGCAGUCCUAAGAUUAAUGGGACGAGGUGGAGGAACAGUGGUAGGGGCGGCAAGAGGUAGAAGUUCCUCAAGAGGCAGAGGUCGCGGACGAGGUGAAGGUGGUUUUUACCAAAGAAGUUUUGAUGAAGGUGAAGUCGGGUUUGGUCGAGGGGUGCGAGAAAUGCACAGAUCGCAAAGUUGGGAAGAAAGAGGAGAACGACGGUUUGAAAAACCAGGGAGAAAAGACCCAGGAUUGAAUCAUCCGAAGGACCAACACUCCAACCUGGGUGUUCCAAAUGACUUCCUCUCUACAUCUGGGUUUCCUUUAAAAUCAGGCAAAAAGAUAGAGAUUGGCGAAUCAGUGUUCAAUACAUUCAGUUGCAGUUUGCCCAUGGAGAUAAAUAGAAAGAAGAAUUCAGUUGAGAUGAUAGCAGUGAGACCGACUUUUGAAGAAAUGGGAACAUCAACCACAAGAAAACACGAAUUUACGCGUUCUGAGAGUGAGAACUGGCGGGUUUGCAGAGAUGAACAGAAUGGUGAGGAUGAUGAUGGAGGUUGGCGUUUAGCAGGGCCUCGUCGAGAAGGUGAUAGAUGGCAACCUCAUAGUCCAGGUGUGAGAGCUGAACACGUUUCUUGGCCUGCUAACGGUUGGAGGGAAGCUAUGGAACGCAGGAGACGGUUUGAAUUUGAUUACCGAGAUCGAGAUGAUGAACGAAGUUAUAGACGAGUGCGUACUGGUAGCAAUAGUCUGGAUGAUGAAAAGGACAGUUUGCCAGAAUGGUGUCUUGAGGAUGCAGAGGAAGAGAUGGGAACAUUUGAUUCUUCAGGCGCAUUUAUGUCCUUAAAGAAGACUCCCAAAGAACCUAUUCCAGAGGAACAGGAAUUAGAUUUUAAGCAGAUAGAGGAUGGGGACGAAAGAUCAAACUCAGAGGAAAGUCAAAAAGAAGCUAAGGAACCUGACAAGAACACCAAAAAUGGGAGUAACGAAGAAACAUACAAAAUGGAAGAGUCCAAAGACAUUCCCCCUGCAACUUCGCCCACUCCUCCUUUGGUACCACAGAUACCGAAGGCUUCCAUCUCACCCCAAAAGGAAGAACACAAACCAGGAAAGAAUGAGGAUCCACAACAGAGCAGAUCUACCAGUGAAGUGACGGACCUAUCACACUCUUCAAAUCCAAAAUGUCCAACUCUGCCUAGUAAUGGCUCUCAUACUGCUGCUGAAAUAUCUUCAAUGUCUUCCUCAUCUACAACUCCAACCCUUGCAAACCGGAGCAUACCUCAUGACAAUGAUGAUGAUGAAGGGCUUAAACAUCUUGAGCAGGAAGCAGAGAAGAUGGUAGCUUCUUUGCAAGAUAAUGCCAUAGAUGAUGAUAGACUUUCAACACAAAUUCAGGAGCAAAGGACUAAAGCUGCUACUUUGCCACUGUCUCAUGAUGCUGCUAUGAAGUGGUUUUAUAAAGAUCCUCAAGGAGAAAUACAAGGGCCUUUCACUAAUCAAGAGAUGGCAGAAUGGUUCCAGGCAGGCUACUUCACAAUGUCAUUACUUGUAAAGAGAGGCUGUGAUGAGGGUUUCCAGCCAUUGGGUGAAGUUAUUAAGAUGUGGGGUCGAGUGCCUUUUGCUCCAGGACCCGCCCCUCCUCCAUUGCUGGGUGAUUUGGACCAGGAAAGACUAAAGAGGCAACAGGAACUGGCUACUUUGAACUUGUACCAGAUGCAGCAGAUUCAGUAUCAGCAGUUUCUGCAGGCACAGCUCAUGACCAGGCAGCAGUAUGCACAAGCAAUAGCACACCAUCAAAAGGCACCUGUGGGAGCUAUAACAUCACAGCAACAGCAACAGCAACAACAGCAGCAGCAACAGCAAUUAGCUGUCAUUCUGGAACAGUUUCAAGCUUUAAAAUUAAGAUCUUCAGAGCAAAAUCUGAUGCCCCCUGUAACAAGAUCAAUGACUGUACCUGACAGUACCUCAAUAUGGGAAUUGCAAACACCAUCACCUCAAGCCUCAGGUUGGGAUUGUGGCAGUGUGUGGGACUUGCCAGUAGAUUCUUCAGCUCAGAAUUCCUCUGUUGAUCAAAUCCAGCAGAUGGAGAGAGGAAAAGCUGCCAAGCUUGACCAAGAAAGGAGAGAAACAGAUAUUAGGGCAAAAAGGAAAGAAGAGGAAAGAAAACAAGAAGGAAUUUGUCGCCACCAAGAGGAGGUACUGCGGAGGCAAGAGGAGGAAAAGAACCGAAGGGAGGAAGAGCAGCUGAUGAGGAGGAAACAGGAAGACGCACUGCGACGUCAAAGAGAGCAUGAAGCAGCACUCCGCCGGCAAAUGGAAGAGGAAGAACGGCAACAACAAGAAGAAGCCCGACGGAGGCAUGAAGAAAGGCAAAGAGAAGACGAAGAGAGGCGACAGAGGGAAGAAUUGCUUCGAAAACAGGAAGAAGAACGGCGACGCAAAGAUGAAGAAACAGCACGGUGGAUGAUGGAGGAGGAACAGGCUCGGCAGCGGCGUGUUGAAGAAGAUAAUCGGCUAAAAUUGGAGGAAGAGAAUCGCCUUCGAUUGGAGGAAGAGGAGCAGAAAAGAAAAGAUCUGGAGCGUCAUAAAGAGCUGCAGAAGCAAGAAGCAAUGAGGCAGAGACAGCAGCAGCAGGAGGCAUUGCGACGUUUACAGCAACAGCAGCAGCAACAGCACUUGGCCCAAAUGAAGCUUCCUUCCUCUUCAACGUGGGGCCAGCAGUCAUCUUCAGUUUCAUCACAGCCCCAGGGUACACUAUCAUUAGCUGAAAUACAGAAAUUGGAGGAAGAAAGGGAGAGGCAACUACAGGAAGAGAGGCGGCAUCAGCAGGAGUUGAUGAAAGUUUUGCAACAACAGCAAAACCAGCAACAGAAACUGACAGGAUGGGGUAAUAUUCCUAAAGCUUCCGUUAACACCAAAUCACUUUUGGAAAUUCAGCAAGAGGAAUUCAGGCAAAUGCAGAAACAGCAGGAAAACAAAGCUCAGCCAAGGACAUCAGCAGCAAUGAAGCUUAACAUGUCUGGCAGCCAUGAAGAAUCAUCAUACAAAAACACCCCAGCAAUUAAAAGAGAGGAAUCAUCAAAUAAGAGAUUGGAGAGGAACCAGCAGUCCAGUUUAUCUGUUAACGCUACUUCUGUAUGGGGCUCAGUAAACACCAGUCCUACCAACCAGUGGGGAGCAGACAUAAGCAGUGUCUGGGGUGCUCCAGACAACAAGAACACAAAUGUUGGCUUCUGGGAUGAGGCUGUGAAAGAAGUGGGAAGCCAGAGUUCCAAAAGUAAUAAGAACAAUCCUAACCCUGGAAAGUCUCAUGGAGUUCAGAACAAACCAAAUAAAAAAGCUGAAGAGGAAGAAAAGCUAAUGAAGUUGUUUCAGGGUGCGAAUAAGGCACAAGAUGGAUUUACCUUAUGGUGUGAGCAGAUGUUGCAAGUUCUAAACACAGCUAAUAAUUUGGAUGUUCCUACAUUUGUCUCCUUUUUAAAGGAGGUUGAAUCUCCUUAUGAAGUCCAUGAUUAUAUCCGAGCUUACCUUGGUGAUACCCCAGAAACAAAGGAAUUCGGUAAACAAUUUCUUGGACGCCGUGCCAAACAGAAAACGACCCAACAACGACAGUUGCAGCAGCAGCAGGAUUUAGGAUGUUCUGAAAAUCAAACAGGUCUGCAGUCCAUCUAUCCAUCAAAUCACAGCAGAAAUCAGCAGCCAAAUUUUGAAUGUGUACAGUCUGGAAAGCGAAAGAAAAAACAGAAAAUGAUACGUGCUGAUCCCAGCAUCCUAGGUUUUUCUGUAAAUGCUUCUUCAGAGCGCUUGAACAUGGGAGAAAUUGAGACACUUGACGACAACUGAACACAAGCAAACUCUUUUAUUUAUUUUUAAAAAAAAAUGUUAAUCAUGAAUUCUGAAUGCAUCAACCAAUAUCAGUUAAUUAAUUAAAAAAAAAAAAAAUCUGUUACCUUGAGUUCAUGUCUGUCGUUAGUACUUCAACACACUUACUUGUUGUGGCCCCUUCAUUUGUAAUGCAAUCAUGUUUCAAGCACUAAGCAGCCACUACAAAGGGCUCUGCACCAACUCAUUUGUUUCUGAGCAUAGAAUCACUGGUUCUAUAGUGUAAUAUUAAUGGUGCAGCUCUAAACACUUUUUUUCCCUUAUCAGUUUAUUGUUGGAUUUUAUUCAGAAUACAUGAUUAACGGAUCGAUUCAAUGUUGGUCAUGUUAACAUCCAUUGUUUGGUUAAACAUUACAGAGCAAUCCUGGCAGUAAUGUAUCUAUCAGAUAAUUCUAUAAUACACAUGUUGAAGUGCUUGGUUUAGUACUGAGAUGUAUUAAAGAUGGUUUGGAUACUGUAAGGAUAUCCAUUCAGUAUUUGUGCGGAGUAACUAAUCUUUUCUUGCCCCUUUUGAGAAGAUAUACAAUUUUUUGGCCUUGUACAGUUUUUUGAAAUUAAUAUAUUUGCAAUACUCAAUACAAUAUAGCCGUCUCAAGAUAUGCAGCUAUAAAUCAAUAAUAAGUUGGUUAAAAUAUUUCUGAGUGUCCAGAAAUUGAGUUUUUCUUAGUUAUGCAGUUGCUGCAUGAAGGCUGCAAUGUGUAACUGGAGACAUGUAAGAAAUGUUACUUUACUGUUAAAACAUGCAUGGCAGGCCAGUGUCCAGUAAGGAGCUUUCUCUCAUAAAAAGAAGCUGUAUCCACUUCUUGUUCAGGUUGUAUUUUAAAAUUGUUCAAAAUUAAUUGUUUUACAGCAUCUUGGCCUAAUCAAAAUCUGUUUAUACAACAUGAAGAUGACUAUGGAAAAAAUGCUGCAGCUACUGUAUACCAUCAGUUAUAUUAUCAGUGCAACAUUGAGUUUGCAGCAUACUGUAUUUAGGUAUACAGAAGAUUCCCUUUGAAAGGGAACUUGGGUAAUUGACCCUUUGGUGACUGAAGGACUCUCUUAGUUUCUGAGAAACAUGUUUUGAAUCACUUUAAAAAAAAAAUAAGAUUCUGUACAAACGUAAUGCUAAAUAUUAGACUAACAGAGUUAUAUACACAGAACAUGUCUCUAGAGUGCAUUCUGAAUGAAAGAAAAUGCAGUGAAACUGACUUGCUGUCACUGCUUGCUUCAUGUCACUUUUCUAAAGCCAGUGCUUUAAAUGGUUUUCCAACACUUCAAAUUAAUUCAUUUGGAUUUUUUUUUUAAAGUAGACACAACCUAUCCUUUCACACAAUUGUCCACAGUAGCAAAGUUUCAAUUGGCAGGUGAAUGGUGUUAAGGGAGGGAUAGAUUUUAGGCGUAAACAAGGUCAUACCACCCUGGCACUACAUUAUAAGUCACCGCAUGCCACUUUUAGUUAUCCUUUCCAUGCUUUAUGCACCUGAACACUUUAUGGGCAUUUGUUCCAGUUAAAUACAAAUUAUCGGGAAGGGCAGCAAAUCAAACUUCAUAGCAAAAGCAAUGCAGCCUUAAUUUUGUUAAGGUGUUUUUUUACUUUUGUUAACUGCAGGUAUUUUGUCUGCUAAUAAAGUGACAGUAGCAAGAACCCUCUUCCAUUGUGUUGAGGCCAUGCUUAAAAUGUACUGGAAUAAAGGACCCCACUUGUUUAGCCAUAUUGGAGUUUGCACUAAGGAUUUCAUGUCCUUAAAUGCAUGAUUUAUUUAAAAAUUGAAAUUUAAAAACAUUGAAAACAUAUUCUGCACAAUAAAAUUUGUAUACAGGUU